Messenger RNA from Cyprinus carpio (common carp), 1523 nucleotides. RefSeq names its product adenylate cyclase activating polypeptide 1a. Gene Ontology annotation, molecular function: neuropeptide hormone activity; peptide hormone receptor binding; pituitary adenylate cyclase activating polypeptide activity. Gene Ontology annotation, biological process: adenylate cyclase-activating G protein-coupled receptor signaling pathway; regulation of protein localization; positive regulation of GTPase activity. The record is from RefSeq and is a predicted model, not a curated record. NCBI's taxonomy places the organism in Eukaryota, Metazoa, Chordata, Actinopteri, Cypriniformes, Cyprinidae. Gene Ontology annotation, cellular component: extracellular region; neuron projection; perikaryon.
UGCACAAUGUGACAUAGAAAUGUUGUGGGGACAUUUUUUUUUUGAUCCCCAUGAGAAAAACAGCUUGUACUGUAAUGUUUUUUUGAAAAUUGAAAAAAUGCAGAAAGUUUUCUCUGAGGGUUGCAGUAUAAAAUCAUUAUAUGUGAAGUCCCCAAUAAAACACGGAAACCCAACGUGUAUGUGUGUCUGGAGGAAGGAAAAGUGCAGUGAUCUCUCUAUAAUAAGGGAGGAUGACGUCGACACAGUCUCUAAAGCUGGGAGUGAAAAGGUUGCAGAAGCAAGAGCUGCGAGAAUAAAACUCGCGAUGCUAUAAUGAGAGAUGAAGACAAAUGAUAACUCGUUUCAUAUCCGUUUGACUCAUUACGGAGAUCCAAGAAUAAAAUCCGUUCUGUGCUCAUAAGAACAACAAAGUGACGCAUAGAAAAGUUUAAAGAGCAGACUGGAAGAGAGAGAGAGAGAGAGAAUUUCAUCUCACUGUCGCCGCAGUCUCCACCGGACCGCUGCCGCAGAAUAAUGACGAGCAGCAAAGCGACUCUGGCUUUCCUCAUCUACGGGCUCCUCGUGCAAUGCAACGUGUGUUCGCCGUUGAGUUACCCGAACAUCAGAAUGGAGUCUGCAGGAUUUGACGAGGAGGGACACUCACUGACGGAUCUAACUUUUGACAGUGACCAGAUCACCAUUCGAAGCUCUCCUUCGGUUACUGAAGACGCAUACGCGUUAUACAGUCCUCCAUCGAAAAGAUUGGAAAGGCACGCUGACGGGAUGUUUAAUAAAGCCUACCGGAAAGCGCUCGGUCAGCUGUCAGCGCGGAAAUACCUGCAUACACUGAUGGCAAAACGCGUGGGAGGAGGAAGCACGAUAGAGGACGACAAUGAGCCGCUCUCAAAGCGUCACUCGGACGGGGUUUUCACCGACAGCUACAGUCGCUACCGGAAGCAAAUGGCAGUAAAGAAGUAUCUGGCCGCAGUCCUUGGCAAAAGCCCUGAAGACUUAGAUUUGCACCAAUUGCUACAAGACGUAGACUUUGGUGUGUUCCCGGAUGGGGGUGAGAUUGAGGCAUUUUUAUUGGAUUGGCUGAGACAGUUCCCUCCUCAAUUCCCGGCUUUGUGACACAGGAGGCAGCUAGCGGCUUGGGUGCCUUUGCUUCAUCUUUAAAAUGCCCACCAAUUUCAGAUGGCACAUAAGUGGCCCUCCAAAUGCUGCAAUCACCUGCUAUUUCUCACAUAAUAUACUUUGUUCAAAUGCCACCUGGCUUUCUGGUUAUUCGAUUUAACUUCUCUAUGCAUAGUGUGUUGUAGCAUAUAUUAAACAUUCUCAGCCUUGAAAUUCAUUUUGUGUGCGGAGACUGAUAGUGCCCAAAGCCUUACUUAAACGUUAAGAUAAAUCUCUGUCUUGUGUUGAUCGUUAGUACAAUAACACAUGGGAGCCACACAAGGGCACCAUUAUAUAUGUAAGAAACAGAAACAAAACAAACAAAAAACUGUGUUGUAAGAUUUGUAUGAAUAAAUUUUUGUAAACAACAA